Molecule: messenger RNA, 2287 nt
Organism: Drosophila innubila
Lineage: Eukaryota; Metazoa; Arthropoda; Insecta; Diptera; Drosophilidae
Product: vam6/Vps39-like protein
Biological process (GO): vesicle-mediated transport; endosomal vesicle fusion; autophagy
Cellular component (GO): cytoplasm; membrane
Source: RefSeq, a predicted model, not a curated record
AUGCAUAAGGCCUACAGUGUGCAGUCAAUCCUGAAGCCAGGCGCUCAAAUUGAAGCCAUUGCAGCUUACGGUAACAAUGUUAUAUUGGGCACCAGGAGCGGUCAGCUCAUAAUGUACUCAGUGGACGAAAAUACAGGAGUGCAUAUGCAAAUGAUUAACAAGAAUUUCAGCAAAAAACCAAUUACACAGAUGGAGGUGGUUGCUGCUGAAAAUCUCCUUUUCGUGCUGACGGACAAUAUGAUUCAUGUGUGUGACAUAAGUCGCAUUGAGAAUAAUUUCGAAGUCAUGCACAGUUCUGCGGACACAAAGGGUUGUACGCUCUUUACAAUGGAUGUGGACUCUCGUAAAUCGACAACUGGCGAAUUGGCCACGUUAAUACAAAUCGGCUGUGCCAUCAAUCGCCGUAUCGCGUUCUUCUUUUGGAAAAACGAUAAGCUUGCUUCCUUAAAGUUGACCAUUGAUGAUGUGCCUCGGGCAAUAAGCUUGGUGAAUCAAACUGUGUGUGUGGGGUACAAAUAUCAAUACGUUAUAUACAAUAUAUCUUGUACUCCACCAAAGAAACACGAACUGAUACUAACCUCCUCCACCAUCAGCCAGGAGCCCAACAUUUGUCUCAUACGCAAAAAUAUGUUAGGCAUAUCCAAAGACAACUACCUGAUGCUCAUUGAUCCCAGUCAAUACACAGCUAAGGAAGGCAGCGCUGAUGGCGGAAUGAAUAAUAAGACAACGCUAACAAUGUGGACAAGUCCACUGAUGGGAUUGGUUUGGGAUGAACCCUUUGCUAUUGGACGCAUUAAAAACACCAUCGAAAUUCGAAGCUUGGUAGGCAAGGAGACAUUGGUGCAAUCCCUGCCAGAGCUAAAGAAUACCAGAUUUCUUGUUCGCUCUGAUAAAGGCACAAUAUUUGCCGCCGCUACAUCUGAACUGUGGUGUAUACGUAUGGUGAACAUCCCUUCACAAAGGGAGGAAUUGUUACUUCAAAAGAAAUUUCAAUUGGCCAUAGAACAUGGCCCCUCCAAGGCGCUAUCAGAGAUCAUAGACACUACGUUGUUAAAGUGUUAUCUACAGACAAAUGAUGCGCUAGUUGCUCCACUUUUGCGACUUAAUCACUGCCAUCUAGAGGAGUCUGAGAAGAUUCUCAAAAAACACAAUAAGCUCUUGGAGUUGAUCAUUCUCUAUGAGGGAAAAGGCAUGCAUAGGAAAGCUCUGACACUACUAAAAGAACAAGCCAAUGUGGAAGGAUCUGUGUUGCAGGGUCUUCAACGAUCCAUCGUUUAUUUGCAGGGACUUGGCGCAGAACACUUGACACUGAUUUUUGAGUUUGCCAAGUGGUUGAUAACUGAAGAUCCAAUUGAAGGUCUUAAAAUUUUUACCGAAGACCUAGAAACAGUGGAAAAACUACCACGUGACAGGGUUCUAAACUUUUUGGUUGGCAAAUUCAAGAAUUUAGUCAUACCCUACCUGGAACAUAUUAUCGACGUGUGGGACGACACCAACACACUACGGCACAAUGCACUACUUAAGGAGUACAGUAAACAAGUGCAGCGCUUACUCGCUGAGAAGACAAAGGGGCAGGAAACGCCGAAGCUGCAACAUCUACGCUCCAAGUUGUACAAAAUGCUAGAUGAAUCCCAAUACUACUCUCCAGAUCGAGUGCUGCAGGAUUUUCCCACCACAGUGCUGCUAGAGGAGCGUGCACUUAUUCUGGGUCGCCUCAAGAUGCAUGAAAAGGUGCUGGCCAUUUACAUUCAAGUGCUUGGCGAUGUUAUGAAGGCCAGAACUUAUGCGGAAGGAAACUACGAGCUGGACAAGGACGUUUUCAACAAGCUCCUAGCGAUCAUACUAAAACCAAUGCAACAACCGCCAUACGAGGGUGUUUCCAUGCAUCCAGACUUUGUAAAACCUAACUUGAAAGUGGCACUCGAGUUGCUUAAUGUCUAUACUGUAAAAAUAGAACCAAUUAAGAUAUUGGAAUAUCUGCCGGAUGAUUUGCCCGUCCAUGAGCUUGAAACCUAUUUGGAGAUGGUGAUACGCACUGAUCUGGCCGAGCAACAUCAGCGUAAAAUAAUGAUGGGACUUUUGCAAUCAGAGGCAAAGCGACUCCAAUCUGCAGUAGACAUUGAGAAGAAAAAGUGCUUUGAACUAAACGAGGCAACUGUGUGUCCGGAGUGCAAGAAACGCUUUGCCAAUCAAACGGCCUUUGUGCGGUAUCCGAAUGGCCAGGUGGUGCAUCUGUCCUGCUACGACAGAUGUUUGAAAGCGUCCCAGCAAUAAAUCAUCUCCUUUU